Messenger RNA from Clarias gariepinus (North African catfish), 805 nucleotides. It is a transcript of the gene aicda, whose product is annotated as activation-induced cytidine deaminase. NCBI's taxonomy places the organism in Eukaryota, Metazoa, Chordata, Actinopteri, Siluriformes, Clariidae. The coding region runs from base 32 to 664 and encodes 210 amino acids. The record is from RefSeq and is a predicted model, not a curated record. The transcript is spliced from 5 exons. Gene Ontology annotation, biological process: cytidine to uridine editing. Gene Ontology annotation, cellular component: cytoplasm; nucleus. Gene Ontology annotation, molecular function: cytidine deaminase activity; zinc ion binding; RNA binding.
CUCAACCACUGAGUUGGUUUCAUCUUUCGGAAUGAUGAGCAAACUGGACAGAGUGUUGCUGACUCAGAGGAAGUUUAUUUACCACUAUAAGAACGUACGCUGGGCACGUGGGAGGAACGAGACCUACCUCUGUUUUGUGGUCAAGAAACGCAACAGUCCCGACUCGCUCUCCCUUGAUUUUGGGCACCUGCGCAAUCGCUCUGGCUGUCACGUGGAGCUUCUCUUCCUGAGCUACCUUGGGGUAUUGUGUCCGGGUUUCUUAGGUUCUGGUGUGGAUGGUAUUAGAGUGGCCUAUGCGAUCACCUGGUUCUGUUCCUGGUCACCCUGUUCAAACUGUGCCCAACGCCUUUCUCGCUUUAUGUCUCAGUUUCCCAACCUGAGGCUACGCAUCUUUGUCUCUCGCCUCUACUUCUGCGACCGGGAGGACAGUCGGGAGCGAGAGGGACUCCGCUGCUUGCAAAGGGCAGGUGUGAAGGUGACUGUUAUGACCUAUAAAGAUUAUUUCUACUGUUGGCAAACCUUUGUGGCUCGUAAUGAGAGGGCUUUUAAGGCUUGGGACGGCCUUCACCAGAACUCUAUCAGACUUUCCCGGAAACUACAGCGAAUCCUGCAGCCUAGCGAGUGUGAGGACCUGAGGGAUGGCUUCGCUUUGCUGGGUCUUUAAUGACAUGACAAGAGUUUACAUGACAAUGAAUUAUGGUGCUGUAAAAAGAUAUUUCCUGAGACUUGAAUCACUGAAACAUUAAUCUUUUUUUUUUUUAUAUCGAAAUAGCAUUAUUGUUUUGUUUUUUCUUUUUUUGGUCAA